AUGACUAUAUAUAUUUUUAUUAAAAACGUUCGUUUUCAGGCUCCUGAGAAUGAGAAGAUCUACGAACCAUACAUUCCAGGCAGUAUAAAGAAAUUGGAUGAGGAAGGAGUACACAACGUACACGAAUGGAAGAUGAAAAAAUGGUCAGAAUUUAUGAAAUCCAUGGAGGGAGAUUUUAAUGAUUUCCUAGAAUAUUUGAAAAAUGAAAAAAAUAGCUGGUUAGAAAAAAAAGGUGAAAUGUGGGAACAAUGGAAAGCAGAAAUGGAAAAAAAAUGGGAGCAGUAUAAGGCAGAUACUUUUAAUGAGUUAUUGGCCACUGAUCAAGAAGCCGCAUUGAACUGGAGUGACGAUGAAUGGACAAACUGGGCAAAUACAAAAGGAAAAACUACAUUGAAAGAGGAAUAUGAGAAAUGGAUUAAUGAUCAAUAUGAGUUUUACAAAGAAGGUAUUGCUAAUGAUUGGAAUAAUUGGAAUGAUUUCAAAAAGAAAGAAUUUGAAGGAAUCCAAUGGAAAGCUUGUGAAGAUAAGUACUGGAAGAAAUACUGGCUUGAUAUCAAUCCUGGUGAUAACCUAUAUGAAAUCAAGACGGGAAUGUAUAAAAAAUGGCAAGAAAGAGUUCAAAAAGAAGAAGAAGAAUGGGCAAAAUGGGUAGAAGAAAAACACAAAGCCCAUAUUGAUGUAGAAUGGGAUAAAUGGGAAGAAUGGAAAAAGGAAAAUAGCAAGCACUUUACUGAGUGGAUGGAUGCUUUUUUCCAAAAAUGGAUAGAAAAUAAACAGUGGAAUGUAUGGACACAAGCAAAAAAAAAUGUUGAUGUAGUAGAAAGCUAUUAG
Messenger RNA from Plasmodium fragile, 831 nucleotides. RefSeq lists its product as uncharacterized. The record is from RefSeq and is a predicted model, not a curated record. The coding region runs from base 1 to 831 and encodes 276 amino acids. The transcript has a single exon. NCBI's taxonomy places the organism in Eukaryota, Apicomplexa, Aconoidasida, Haemosporida, Plasmodiidae.